GUGGCCAGCUGUCGCUCUCCGCACUGCUCCACCAUACGCGCGCACGUAGCCACAUCCGCACAGAGCGCAUCCUGCAAUCGGUUCCCCAUCCAGCCACCCUUUCACUGGUAGUCAUCAAGGCAGACCCGGUGGAGACGCCUACUUUCAUUCACUCUCCAAACUGGACACAAGAAUCUCGAUCGCUCUAACGCUCCUCCAGCCUCUACCAGCAGCAGCACCAUGGCAACCAAGAGACCAGAGGACAGGAUCUCUUCUUCAGGACCACAGUCAUGUCCCUCUACAGCAGUAAGACCCACAGACACCAGGCAGCCUGGGGCAGAGACACAGGAGACACUGGUGUACAUGCAGUGCUGUGGGCAGGAAGCCCCUAAUAAGACAGAGAGGAACGGUCAUAGGAAAAUCAUGGAUAGGAACCAUCAGGGCCCAGUCUUUGUGCCCCAGGGGAGGACUGAGAGGGUCUGGACCCACCCCCCGGCUCCCCAGCAGACUACAACUCCCACAAUACCCUCCUGCCCUGUGUCUCCCCCUUACAGUUUCUGGAGCCCAGGGUCGGUGGAGAUGGAUGAGAUCAUGGCAGCCAUGGUUCUGACCAGUCUGUCCUGCAGCCCUGUGGUCCAGAGUUCUCCUCAGAGUCAGAAUGACUCUCUACCAGGUAGGUUAGUCAAUAAAGCCAUGGUUCUGACCAGUCUGUCCUGCAGCCCUGUGGUCCAGAGUUCUCCUCAGAGUCAGAAUGACUCUCUACCAGGUAGGUUAGUCAAUAAAGCCAUGGUUCUGACCAGUCUGUCCUGCAGCCCUGUGGUCCAGAGUUCUCCUCAGAGUCAGAAUGACUCUCUACCAGGUAGGUUAGUCAAUAAAGCCAUGGUUCUGACCAGUCUGUCCUGCAGCCCUGUGGUCCAGAGUUCUCCUCAGAGUCAGAACGACUCUCUACCAGGUAGGUUAGUCAAUAAAGCCAUGGUUCUGACCAGUCUGUCCUGCAGCCCUGUGGUCCAGAGUUCUCCUCAGAGUCAGAAUGACUCUCUACCAGGUAGGUUAGUCAAUAAAGCCAUGGUUCUGACCAGUCUGUCCUGCAGCCCUGUGGUCCAGAGUUCUCCUCAGAGUCAGAAUGACUCUCUACCAGGUAGGUUAGUCAAUAAAGCCAUGGUUCUGACCAGUCUGUCCUGCAGCCCUGUGGUCCAGAGUUCUCCUCAGAGUCAGAAUGACUCUCUACCAGGUAGGUUAGUCAAUAAAGCCAUGGUUCUGACCAGUCUGUCCUGCAGCCCUGUGGUCCAGAGUUCUCCUCAGAGUCAGAAUGACUCUCUACCAGGUAGGUUAGUCAAUAAAGCCAUGGUUCUGACCAGUCUGUCCUGCAGCCCUGUGGUCCAGAGUUCUCCUCAGAGUCAGAAUGACUCUCUACCAGGUAGGUUAGUCAAUAAAGCCAUGGUUCUGACCAGUCUGUCCUGCAGCCCUGUGGUCCAGAGUUCUCCUCAGAGUCAGAAUGACUCUCUACCAGGUAGGUUAGUCAAUAAAGCCAUGGUUCUGACCAGUCUGUCCUGCAGCCCUGUGGUCCAGAGUUCUCCUCAGAGUCAGAAUGACUCUCUACCAGGUAGGUUAGUCAAUAAAGCCAUGGUUCUGACCAGUCUGUCCUGCAGCCCUGUGGUCCAGAGUUCUCCUCAGAGUCAGAACGACUCUCUACCAGGUAGGUUAGUCAAUAAAGCCAUGGUUCUGACCAGUCUGUCCUGCAGCCCUGUGGUCCAGAGUUCUCCUCAGAGUCAGAAUGACUCUCUACCAGGUAGGUUAGUCAAUAAAGCCAUGGUUCUGACCAGUCUGUCCUGCAGCCCUGUGGUCCAGAGUUCUCCUCAGAGUCAGAAUGACUCUCUACCAGGUAGGUUAGUCAAUAAAGCCAUGGUUCUGACCAGUCUGUCCUGCAGCCCUGUGGUCCAGAGUUCUCCUCAGAGUCAGAAUGACUCUCUACCAGGUAGGUUAGUCAAUAAAGCCAUGGUUCUGACCAGUCUGUCCUGCAGCCCUGUGGUCCAGAGUUCUCCUCAGAGUCAGAAUGACUCUCUACCAGGUAGGUUAGUCAAUAAAGCCAUGGUUCUGACCAGUCUGUCCUGCAGCCCUGUGGUCCAGAGUUCUCCUCAGAGUCAGAAUGACUCUCUACCAGGUUCAUCAUCAUGGGGCGGAGACAUGGAGUGUAGGGGCGGAGACAUGGAGUGUGGGGGCGGAGACAUGGAGUGUGGGGGCGGGGAGCUUUCGGACAGCGGCAGCAGUGGCUACUGGAGCUGGGACCACGGCAACGUUAGUCCCGCUCCGUCCCCUUCUGUCGCCGAGAUGGACAGCCGCCCAGAUGAAGGACUGCAUAUGGAGCUGGGGGGUGAGCUACAUACAGCCGCAAGGUCAAAGAGUUCUUUCAGAGGAACGUACAGGUGUCUGUGGCCUAGCUGUGGCAAGGUGCUCACGUCUUCAGUUGGUAUGAAGAGACAUGUCCGUGUGAUGCACCUGGGCAGUGGAUCGGAGCAGUCCCCAAGAGAGGAAGACUUCUACUACACAAAGAUUUCCUGCGAAGCUCCAGCAGACCCCUCUCUCGUUUCCCCUCUUCCCCCAGACCCCUCUCCCGUCUCCCCUCUUCCCCCAGCCCCCCUCCCGGCUUCGUCCCCUCACGUCCCCUGGGCAUCCUGUGGCUCCCCUCUAAGCCCUGAUCCAGAUUCCGGACUCCAGAUCACGUCCUCGGGGUCAGGGAGCUCCAGGCCCAGCUCAGGUCCAGAGUCAGCCCCAUAUCAGCACAGACCUCUCAGCCAGUCUGCCCCUAGCUCCUCCUGGCAGAUACAGACAGACCAUGUCUAUCAGGCCUGCACUCCCCUCCAGGUGACCAUGUCCUCCUGCAGCCCUGCCCCCUGUUGUUGGACCCCUCCCCCUCUCACCGUCUCUAACCAACACAGCCAUCACAACACCCAGGUGGUGACGGGUCGCUGCAGGUCUGUGAGUGUGGGAGAGCAGUGGCUUCAACAGAACAGCGCCACCAACAGGCUAACCACCUUGAGAGCAGCCUCUCCGUCGGGCUCUCACUGCUCCUUCAGGAAGGGACGAGGGGAGGCUGAAACAUUUCUUGUGUAUCAUCCCUGUAGGAAGGGACGAGGGGAGGCUAAGAAGUGUCGUAAGGUGUACGGAGUGGAGCACAAGGAGCAGUGGUGCACGGCCUGCCGCUGGAAGAAAGCCUGCCAGCGCUUCACAGACUAAACGAGUGUUUGAACGAAGGAUGAUGAAAGAAAGAGACUGAAAAAGAGAGGACGCGAUCAGGAUCAGGGCCUGUAAAAGCCAUCAACAACAACAACUUCCUUUUUUUCUACCUUGUUUAUUUUCCCCUCAAGGAAUAUAGUUCUGUUUUUUUAUACGUUGACCUGAGAAGUACGUCAGUGUGCGAUGUUGGUGCUAGUAGCUAGUAGGUUAGACUGUGUUAUGUGGUAGGCCUACCAAUGCUCUUCCGUCCCAGACCUGUUUGUGCUGUGUAGCAUGGCAACAACCAUAGGAGUUAGCUAUACACAGGGAUGGGCACUGGCUAGUUGCCCUGGGUAACAUUUGGGUCCAAAGUAUGCGCCAUACAAUAUUUCUAAGAACAAACUUUGACUGGCCUGGUGUGAUCUGAAUAGUACUAGCGGGCUAGCUUCAUAUCCUACUAGCCUGGUCUGAAUAGUACUAUCGGGCUAGCUUCAUAUCCUACUAGCCUGGUCUGAAUAGUACUAGCGGGCUAGCUUCAUAUCCUACUAACCUGGUCUGUACGGUACUAUCGGGCUAGCUUCAUAUCCUACUAGUAUGGUCUAAAUAGUACUAGCGGGCUAGCUUCAUAUCCUACUAGCCUGGUCUGAAUAGUACUAGCGGGCUAGCUUCAUAUCCUACUAGUAUGGUCUGUACGGUACUAUCGGGCUAGCUUCAUAUCCUACUAGCCUGGUCUGAAUAGUACUAGCGGGCUAGCUUCAUAUCCUACUAGCCU
Molecule: messenger RNA, 3964 nt
Organism: Oncorhynchus tshawytscha (Chinook salmon)
Lineage: Eukaryota; Metazoa; Chordata; Actinopteri; Salmoniformes; Salmonidae
Gene: znf395b
Product: zinc finger protein 395b
Exons: 10
Coding region: 220-3213 (997 amino acids)
Biological process (GO): regulation of transcription by RNA polymerase II
Cellular component (GO): nucleus
Molecular function (GO): DNA-binding transcription factor activity; RNA polymerase II cis-regulatory region sequence-specific DNA binding
Source: RefSeq, a predicted model, not a curated record